Messenger RNA from Aspergillus pseudonomiae, 1336 nucleotides. Its product is annotated as AdoMet dependent proline di-methyltransferase-domain-containing protein. The coding region runs from base 264 to 1148 and encodes 294 amino acids. Gene Ontology annotation, molecular function: N-terminal protein N-methyltransferase activity. Gene Ontology annotation, biological process: N-terminal protein amino acid methylation. Lineage: Eukaryota; Fungi; Ascomycota; Eurotiomycetes; Eurotiales; Aspergillaceae. The record is from RefSeq and is a predicted model, not a curated record. The transcript has a single exon. Gene Ontology annotation, cellular component: cytoplasm.
AGGGCACCCAGACAAACCCACUUGUGGAUCAAGAUAACCAAACCACGGAGACGACGAUCACGAACCACGAAGCUGAUGACCGCCGCCGGAAAAGCGCGCCCCACACAAGCUCUCUUGACUGGACAUCAACCAAACGGCAAAUGCAACCCAAUGCAACGUUUCUAUGCUGUUCUUACUGCAUUAGACUAAUCUGUAUAUACAAUCUAACAGUGAUAACCCGAUAGCAGGACACAGGAGUAACAGCUGCAGGCAAUGCCGGCAAAAUGACCGCCCGAAGCGCGCGGUGGAUCGCAGUAGGGCGAUUACUUAAGCGCGGCACCGCACAGCCAGAAACCAAGACAUACAGCCAACAUCACUCCAGCCCCGAACAUCUCCCCCGGCAUCCAAUGUCCCAGUCUCCAACCAUGCCCCCGGAUACACUAAAGCUGGUACAAUCUGACGAUGGCGAGGCGCCGGCGCCACGCCCCGACUCCCAAAUCGACCAAGCCAUCGCCGUCAAAUACUGGAGCGACAAACCCGCAACAGUGAACGGCAUGCUUGGCGGCUACGCCCAGGUCUCGCGGACCGAUCUGCGCGGGUCCAAGGACUUUCUCGCCAAGGCUCGCCGAUUAGUGCCGGGGUGUCCAGCCAUGGGGAAGCUCAAGCGCGGCGUAGACUGCGGGGCUGGGAUUGGACGCGUGAUUAAUGAUUUUCUGGGCCAGGAGUGCGAAGUCGUUGAUGCCGUUGAGCCGGUGGAGAAGUUUUCCCGGGUUCUAAGUGAGCGGCGGCUGACGAGGAAUUGUGCGCUGGGCGAGGUGCUUACUAUCGGCAUUGAGGAUUGGGUCCCUGGGGCCAAGGUGUACGAUCUUAUCUGGGCGCAGUGGAGUGUCCCCUAUCUGACGGAUGCGCAAUUGGUUGAGUAUUUGGUGCGGUGUCGCGGCGCUCUGACAGAUGUCGGGAUUAUGAUUAUCAAAGAAAAUAUUUCCGAGGAGCCGGAGGGGGAUAUCUACGACGAGUCAGAGAGCAGCGUGACAAGGACAGAUGCCAAAUUACGAAAAUUAUUCAAAGACGCCGGAAUGCAUCUGAUUCUAUCGGAGGUGCAAUCAGGGUUUCCUCGACAAUUGAGGCUUUUACCUGUUAGAUCUUAUGCGUUACGGCCAAGGAGCUAGGUACUUUGCAGUUCAAUUGUCCAUAUUUUUGAGACUGGUGACAGUAUUGCGUGUAAUCGUCACAGUGGAAGUUUUAUCUUGGUUUUUUCUGAAUUGGUCAUAUAUUAAUAAUGACAGCCAUCGACAUCGACGACAAAAGUAAAAAAGAACCAUGUCUGCUGAUAUGCACGCAUAUAAACCAACCAACA